Molecule: messenger RNA, 312 nt
Organism: Pelagomonas calceolata
Lineage: Eukaryota; Pelagophyceae; Pelagomonadales; Pelagomonadaceae
Source: the annotation of a GenBank genome assembly
GCCGCGGCGGCGAACGACUCCGGCGGCGCGGAGGCGAACGUCUGCGGUCGUCGCGGCGCCGCGGCGAACGGCUGCGCUCGCGCCGUCGUGGCGAACGCGAGCGGCUGCGCGACGGGCGCCGGCGGCUGCGCGACGAAUCGCUCGACGACGACGAGCUGGAGGAGCUGGAGCUGGAGCUGGAAGAUGAGGGGGAGCGGCGCCCCAUGGUUGCAAGCGCGAGCUUGGUUGAUGUCUAUGGUUGCUCACAGAGUGGAAACGAUGCAGAACAGCAGCGAUUUCGAGCUAUGCGCGCAAUGCGGGGUCUCAAAAGCC